GCUUUGGUUUUGGCGUCCCAGCCACAUUUGCCUCAGUCCGCAACGCAUUAAAAGUGCCGAUUUAUCAGCAUAUGAGAUGCACAAGAAAUACGAUGCAGCCCAGAGGGCCUUGGAGAAGGCCUUGAGCCUGGAGACCAAUAGCGUGCUUCGUGUUCUGAAGAGUAGCUUCGAUGGAGGGCAGCCGAUCAUCCUGCUGGUGGCGGUCUAUCGAGAGUCCCUGAACACCACGCAGAUCAUGGUGGCGCAGGUGAUGUGGAACACUUCUGAUGAUGAGGUCAGUGAACAUGGCCGCGCAGGGCAGGAGCUGUUGAAAUCUUUGGAGGCUUCGCAGCGUUUGGUGCCAGGCCUAGGGCGUUUAGCACACCAAGUGGGUGGCCCUGGCAACUACUUCUGGGAUGACAAUCGAAAGUUUGCGGUGGAAGUCUACCAGCUGCCCGGGUCUUGUUUCGACCAGCCAGACUUGGCGCAGGCCAUUCUCUCACGAAACAUUCAGGUUCCCCUGGUGCUGCUCAGCGAGCUGUUGCCAGUCACCUAUGGCCGUGGGGAGCGGAACCUGACGCUGCAGCAGCUCCUGCCCAACUUCGAAGGAAUUCUUGGCAGAUUGGUCGGCCCUGGCAGUGUCCUAUUCCAAUUGAUGAUGCAGGUUUCCAGAGGAUCCAUCGACAUUGCGGAGACCUAUGGUUUGGAAAGCUUCGGGGCUAUCACACAGUCCACGGAUCCGCGCUUCAAUGAGCACAGCGUCUUCCAUGAUCAAAUGGGUAGCCUCAUUGAAAGCAUUUGCAGGAUGUGCCAGUUGCCGGCUCCGCACCACGCGCUCCGAGAGAAACUCUUCGAGGUCCAACGUUUGGGGAAGAGGUUGUCCAGUCGCUACUGGCGGAAGGAGGCAUGGAAGCCAUUGUGCCAUUUGGCCCACGGAAAUUUCACUCCGAGCAGUGUCUUGUUAGACACCUUUGGAUCCAGUUGGCUCUUCAACUGGGGGACCCCUGUGGGCAACCUCAGCUGGCAGCGCGGCAAAGUAGGGAUGCCCAACAGGCGCUUGCCGAUGGCGGAGAUGGAGGAGAUGGAGGAGAUGGAGGAGAUGGAGGAGAUGGAGGAAAUUGAGGAGAUGGAGGAGAUGGAGGAGAUGGAGGAGAUGGAGACCGGCGCGGCCGUGGUCGUGGUCAACUCCGGCGCGGCCGUGGUCGAGGUCAACUCCGGCGCGGCCGUGGUCGAGGCCGGCUUGGCCAUGGCUUGCCAAGACUUCAAGAGGCGCAAGCCCACAGGCAAAGGGAAAUGGAAGACCUGGACACCGGAGGCCGUCCUGGGGGUUUUGGAAAUGAGACGGCAACUUGCAGACAGUUGGCAAAUGAGCAGUUAUGGUGAUGACUUGGCAGCUGGCUCGGAAAUUGGUUUUGCCUUGGCAGCAAUACCCUUGUGGCCGCUGGCCUUGAAAGAUGUGGACGAAGCGAAGCGCAAAAAGUGUGCCCGAGAUCUGCUGAGGAGCGCAGGCAGCUUGGAGGAAGAGGAGCUUGGCGCAGAUGACAGCGGAGGCUUGUGGGGCAUGUGCCGUUUGAAUGAGGAUCACGAAGCCUUGAUUGAAGUUGGCGAAGACGAAGAUCUGCCAGAUGUCAGCGACAGCCUCUUUUCUGUUUGCCCUUGGGGCGGGUGCGAGGCCAGUUUGAGGGAAGAUGAACGGACAGUUUUUCGCGAGGUUCACGAGGAUUUGGUGACUGCCGUAAGAGUGCACGAACCCUUGAAACGCGAUCUUUCUGCUCACCCACUUGUGCUGCAAUGGUGCUCUCCUGCAUCUGGCAAGCAGAAAUACAUUGCUGUGGCCUUCACUGUCCGAAAGCCUCUCUGGGACAUGGUCAUGUUUCAAUUGGAGCCGCUGAAUGGCCACAACGGCCUCGACUGCCCCUUUGUCUUGGAGCUCGAAGGUCAAGACAGAGGAUUCUCGCUUCAAUCCUUGCGCUCCGAUAUGGAAUUCUGCAUGGAUCUUGCAAGAGAAGCCUCGGACUGGCUUUUGUUUCUUCUUAAGGUUGGGGAAAUCACUGGUGCCUUUGCUUCCUUUCGGAUUGUUGGGCGCGCUGCGCUGGACAGACAUACUUUGAGACGGGCAGCUGAGGAGAUGAAGCAGAUUCAAAGGGCUGCUAAAGCUGCAAAGCUAGCGCAAGGUCUGACAGCUAUCAGAAAACGAAAGCGAAGGACCCAAGGCAAGCGGAAGACAAGUCAGAGGCCGCUGGCCGCAUCAGCCGCGCAAGACAUCUCAGAUGCAGAGUGGGCAUCGGAUUUCUGCUUCUCUCACAGAAGAUGCAGAAGGGGCGGAUGGAAGCCCGAGUAUGCCCGCAAGCCUUGGGAAAGGCAGCGCGUCUGCGCCUCCAGGUCCAGCCGUCAGGCGGCAGAAACAGUCCCGAGCCAUCCCAUGCAAACCCUUCCAAAUAGCUCCAAUCAUCCCUGCUUCCGGUCAGACAGGUUGGGGAGCUAUAUCUGCGGGCAAUAUUGCGAUCGGGGCAACACUUUGUCUUGCAAGAAGGCAGUGAGCCGUGGUAGCACUCUGACCGAUGCUGUGUGCAUCUUGCGCCUCAAGCGACGGCUCAUUGCCGGAUGCUCUGAUGCUGACUGGCCGAUCCACAGGCAGAGAUCACACCACGUUGAGCUUGGCGGCAAAGGGCUGCAGGACUUUGCCGAGGGUAUGUCGGAAGCGGAGAUGGAUGCACUGGUGGAGUCAUGGCGUUGA
Cladocopium goreaui is the source of this 2716-nucleotide messenger RNA. NCBI's taxonomy places the organism in Eukaryota, Dinophyceae, Suessiales, Symbiodiniaceae. The record is from the annotation of a GenBank genome assembly.